Tetrahymena thermophila SB210 is the source of this 2699-nucleotide messenger RNA. Its product is annotated as cation channel family protein. Gene Ontology annotation, molecular function: zinc ion binding; nucleic acid binding. The record is from RefSeq and is a predicted model, not a curated record. The transcript is spliced from 3 exons. Lineage: Eukaryota; Ciliophora; Oligohymenophorea; Hymenostomatida; Tetrahymenidae.
CAAUAAUCAGCUUUUUUUACUAUCUAGUUGGAUAUGGAGAUAUUGCUGCCACAAAUUAUAUUGAGGCCAUAUAUAUUUCAGUCACUAUGAUUUUCUUUAGUUGUGUUUUUGCGUAUUCGAUUAACAACAUAGGAUUUAUUUUACAAGAAAUUGAAAAAUCUUCUAAAUAGCUUAAUGAUGAUAUUGCUACAAUUCAAAGAUAUCUAAUCAGAAAAGGUGUUAAUAUAUAGCUUAAAAGUAGAGUAAGAAAUUACUUGUAAUUUUUAGCUCAUGAAUAGAAAGAUAGAGAUAAACAAGCGGAAGAUAAAAUAUUAUCUGUACUUUCUAAUAAAUUGAGAGAAGAAAUUAUAUCUUAAAUAAAUUAAAAAAUUCUAAACAGCAAUUUUAUAUUUAUCUCAAAUUUUUCUUAAUCAACUUUGAGCAAAUUAUUGUUUGUAAUGGAAGAAAUUUAGGUUAAUCCAAAUGAAGUUAUAAUUUCUGAAUAUGAGUAGGAUGAUUCCUCAAUUUAUUUUAUUUAAAACGGAAUUAUUGAAAUUUAUCAACAGUAAAUAUAAAAAGAAAAUAAGAAAAACAUGAUUAAAGUUUUGAAGGAUGGCUAGAUAUUUGGAGAAUUGUCGUUUUUUUCAGGUCUUCAAAGAUAAGCUUCUGCUAGGAGUGUGAAUUUAUCAACACUUUAUAAAAUAAGAAGAGAUAUUUUUAUUGAAAUAUUAAGAGAAAAUGUUGAAGAUUUUGAAAGAUUUAAAAUGAUUCAAGACCAAAUAAUAUUUUAAAAUGAAUUAUCUUCUAUUCAUAUAGAAUGCUACAAUUGUAAAAAUGUGGGACAUGUAGCUGCUUAAUGCCCAAGAAUUCACAAAAUUAAAGAUUAAUAGCUUAUUAUCUUAAGGUAAAAUUAUUCUAAUUUUUAGGAGAGAGCUUAAUUUGAAAGAAAUAGAAGAAAAUAUGUUUCAAAUUCAAGAAAUUAGAUUUUAAAAAACCAAGCAAUUUGCAAUCUUUUAAAGUUUAACUUAAAAUAGUAAAACGAUUAACGCUUUCUUCUUUUUAAAACUUAUGAAAUAAUUUUAACUUCUGAAGAGUAUUCAAUAUCUUAAAGUUAAAGCGAAGAGGAUGAUGAUGAUGAUGAUGAAGAAUCUGCAUCAUAUGUUCAAUAAAAUUUUGAUGAUUAAAUAAAUGAUAUUUAUUCAAAAAUUUUGCAAAAAUCAUUUACAAGAAAAAAAACAGAAUAGUUUUCAAAAAAUUAAAAAAAAACUAGCAUUGAAGAAAACUAGUGCUCUUAUUAAAAUUAAGAAAAAAUAAAUGAAAAUAGUUAGAUUUCAUCAAACUUAGAAAAUUAAGAACAUAAAAAAUCAGUUUUUAAUAUUUCAGCUUCUGAUGAGAAGAUAAAAUCAUUAGAAAUAUUAGAAAAUUUUAAUAAUUCCAACCCUAAUUUACAUUUUCGCCAAAAAUAAUUCUUUACUCAAUAAUUCAAAACUAUUAAAAAAAAAGAUUAAAAUGUACAAGAAAUUAAUAAUUUAGAAUGUGAAAAUGAUAAAAAAAAAGACUCUAUUUCAAUGAAUUUUUAAAAAUUAGACUAAUUAAAUUCAGAAAUUCAUAAUUAAAUUUAAAUGGAUUAAUAAUAGCUUGAAUAUAUAACAUUUUUAUAAGAGUAAAUUUUGCUUAUGAAUAAGUUUUUUACCUGUUAGAUAUUGGAUAAAAGAAUUUCGUAAUAACAAUAAUAAUAACAACCACCUAACUAAAAUAGCAACUAAGAUACUUUAGAUGCCUUUCUUAAAUAAAAUAAUUCAGAUUUAAGAUAAAAGAGUUAAAAAAAUGAAAAUUAAGAGAAUAAAUAUAGUUUUAUUAAAUUGUUUAGAGAUUUAAAAGAAAAAAGGCUUAGUAGCAAUGAGCAAAAUUAAAAUUAAUUAAACUAAAAUAUAAAAAAUAAAUAGAAUAAUUUCAUCUCAAAUCAAUUUAAUUAAAAAUAAUAAAAUAUUUAGAAUAAUUAAAACAUUCAAAUUAAUGAUAAAUUUUCUAGUAUUUUAUAAGAUUCAAAAAUACCUUUAAUUUUACAAUUAAGUAAUUAUAAAAGCUUUUUAACUAUUGAUAAUGAUGCUUCAUCUAUUAUAAUAAACUAAUUUGAUAAAAUGCAGAAUUUUAAAAAGUAUUUUCCUCAUAACAAUUUCUAAAAAGUAAAUCAAAGUUAAAAAAAAUAUCAAAAUGAAUAAAAAAAAAUAAAGAAAAAUAAUUAAGGUCUGAAGUAACGCCGCUUCGGACUAUGCAGUAAUAUAACUACCUCAGUAUAUUAAGGCGAUUUUAAUAUAAUUAAGCUUUUCCCUCAAGAUUACAAUAUAAAUUUAUACAAGCCAACCUAUCUUUCAUAUGGAGUAAAGAUAUAGAAAGGGAAUGUUUUUCCCAAAAACUUUAAUUCACUCCAAAAAAAUUGAACUUUUUAAGGAAAUAAAUAAAACUUGUUAGCAGCCGUGAUCUUUUAAAAAUAGAUAUGAAUCAGUAAAUUUUAAAAAGAAUUUAUUAGAAAUAAUAUUAAUAUAAGAUUUAAUUUAUUAAUAAUAUCUUAAAAUAUAUAUAGUAAAAAAUAUAUAUUAUAUUUCCUGAUUUUUAAAUUAAUUAUUUUAAGUAAUUGGUGCUAAUUAUUGAGAAAUAUAAUUAAACUUAAUUUAAUUGGUUUCUUAAUAUAAUUUUCCCUGAUUAAUAAGAAUUGAUAA